AUAUGCCUGUUUUUUUGCGCGUAGCAGGUGCUGGGGAGAGAUAAUAGGGUGUGUUUUUGUUGAGAAGACUGCUGAGACAAACACGGUUGUGUUAGAAAUACGUUAAUAUAUUUAUUUGUAUUAUAAGUUUAAAACGUAUCUAACGUUUAGGUAUGGCAGAGGGAGACAAUAAAAGUGCUAACGUUCUGGCACAGGAGACUGCUCAGCUGGAGGAGCAGCUGCAAGGCUGGGGAGAGGUGAUCCUGGCUGGGGAUCGGGUCCUGCGAUGGGUGAAGCCCUGGUUUCCUGCUGCCUUGAUGGGAGUUGUGUCUGCAGUCUUCCUGAUGAUUUACUAUCUGGACCCGUCUGUGCUGACCGGGGUUUCUUGUGCUGUCAUGCUCCUCUGCCUAGCUGACUACCUUGUUCCCACUCUCGCACCCAGGAUCUUCGGCUCCAACAAAUGGACCACUGAGCAGCAGCAGCGUUUCCACGAGAUCUGUGGGAACCUGGUGAAGACGCAGCGCAGGGUUGUGGGCUGGUGGAGGCGCAUCUUCGCCCUGAAGGAAGAGAAACCCAAAGUGUACUUCAUGUCUGCGAUCAUCUCUCUGUUAGCGAUGGCCUGGAUUGGACAGCAGGUCCACAACCUCUUCCUCACGUACCUGAUUGUGAGCUUCCUGCUGCUGCUGCCUGGACUGAACCAGCAGGGCAUUAUCAGCAAGUACCUUGGGAUGGCAAAGAGGGAGAUCAACAAACUACUUAAACAGAAAGAGAAGAAGAACGAGUAAUGGAGAGGAAAGACAACCCGACCAUCGUCCGUACAAGGUGCUUCUGCCUUGAUGGAAUCUCCUCCAAUCAGAAACCCUUUCACUGGGCAGGGUGGGGUGGAGAGGCACACACACACACACACACACACAUAGUUUGACAUACUGAGCUUUUUGAAAACGCAGACGGAGACCUCUUUGUUAGAUACCACUCCCACUAUUUUUUACUCUUUUAAUAUGUCAAAGUUCAUUAGUUAAGUUGUUUCCCCAAACAAAUACAAUUUAAUUUGUGCCUCUCCACCCCCCCACCCCCAAAACAAGGGAGAAAAUUGACUGUUUUAACCAAAAUGCUUGUUCUCAACUGGAAUGCGCCAUUGUUUUAAAUAUUUAAAUGCACAGAAAGCCAGGCUUCUGUUUGUAUUAUGCACAGACCGAUUCUUUCCAGCAAAACCAUGUGUUUGUUCCAAACUUGACUGUUUUGAAAGCGCUGUUUAUGUUGCUAUGAUCUGGGGUGCAACAGUUCUGUUAGAAAUAAGUCUUAGUCCCGUUUUAUGGUGUGAUUUGUGUAAUAUUUCUGUAUUUGUUUUGUUUUACCAAGUGUUGCACUGAAACUUUUAAAGAAACUGGACAUAAGUACAAAGAUAAUCCUCUGGUACUUUAUGAAUGACUGACUUGUGUUUAAACAUAGUGCUGUAUUUUACUGAACCCUGUUAGACUCUGCUAAUCUAUCUCUGACCUGAUCUACAUGAUCCCCUUCUCUGUUUCGAGUGCUUCGGCCUCAGUUUGGUUUUCUCGAUUUGUAAAUGUCUGUCUUGUACGCCUCUGGUAUUAUUUUUGUAUAUUUGUUGUAGACUGCCAAUAUUAUAAUCUCUACUUUCUUUUUUUUUUCCUGGCUUCUUGCUGAAGAAAUAAAAUAUUGUAAAGAAUUUAAACAUUUUGUCCAUCUGUAGAAGUUAAAAUAUAAAGACAUGCUUGCUUUGAAA
This is a messenger RNA of Acipenser ruthenus (sterlet), 1723 nucleotides long. Its product is annotated as ADP-ribosylation factor-like protein 6-interacting protein 1. Bases 153 to 764 code for a protein of 203 amino acids. The record is from RefSeq and is a predicted model, not a curated record. NCBI's taxonomy places the organism in Eukaryota, Metazoa, Chordata, Actinopteri, Acipenseriformes, Acipenseridae. The transcript has 6 exons.